UAUAAGCGGAAGAUUAGUGGAUGUGACUAAAAAGCGUGGGGCUCGUUAUCUAUUGUCGGAAAGGGAGGAAAUGGCAAGGGCGUUUGCUCUUUUCUCCGUUCCGAGUUCUCACGAGCCUCAUCUGUAUAAGCGUAACUGCAUAUCCAGAAACUCGCGGGAAAUUGUCUCCUACCCGCUCCUUAAGUUUAAUGCUCCUUUGUGCUCUCCCUCUUCAACCACUGUUGUGGAAGAUGGCCCUUCUUCGUCAGAUGCACUUCCCGUCCAAUCUGAUUCUGCCGCUGAUGACGCUGUAGAGAUUCCUCAGAGCGGUUGUAGGGCAUGCGGAAGGGAAGAAAUCGAGAAGGGGUGUAAUGGUGAAGGGAGGAUCCAAGGUGGGAUUGCAACAGUACCAGGAUUUGGAUGGUGGCCUAUUAAGGCUUACAGACCUUGUCCUGGAUUCGUGGCUUCUGGUGGGAGGUAUCGGCGUCAAGGACAGAGUAUGGAUGAAGUUGCCUUUGGACGUGGUGAAAAAGCUUCAUUAAGAUCUAGCGGUGACAAGAAAUCGAGUGAGAAAAAGGAGGGAACGAGGAAAUUGAAGAGGUAAACUUGUUUGGUGGGGGUGUCCACAUGCUCAUUCCCUUGUUGAGACGGCCUACAGAGAAAAGCUUAAACCAACGCUCAUGACCAGGAGACAAUGGGGCUUGAGGAAAUGACCAUCCUUACCAUAUUUUCGUUUGAUAUGCAGACGGGUCUUGGAUUUAAGAUGUGGUCUGCUCAAAAUUUUAAUACAAUAUUCUCCCAGGAUGCUAGAAAUAUGUUACAAUUUUCUUUUUUUUUUUGGUUUUUUUUGCUCAAAAUUUUAACAUGAAAAUGCUUGGACUAGGUGAAGAUACUGGGCAAAAGUAUAAUUUUGCUUGUUAAAGAAUAAUGAGAAUAAUGACUUGCUACAAA
Neltuma alba is the source of this 930-nucleotide messenger RNA. RefSeq lists its product as uncharacterized. The record is from RefSeq and is a predicted model, not a curated record. Gene Ontology annotation, cellular component: chloroplast. The coding region runs from base 71 to 583 and encodes 170 amino acids. NCBI's taxonomy places the organism in Eukaryota, Viridiplantae, Streptophyta, Magnoliopsida, Fabales, Fabaceae. The transcript has 3 exons.